This is a messenger RNA of Vicia faba (fava bean), 723 nucleotides long. Lineage: Eukaryota; Viridiplantae; Streptophyta; Magnoliopsida; Fabales; Fabaceae. The record is from the annotation of a GenBank genome assembly.
AUGUCUUCUUCCUACGGCCGAUACAAUUCUCAAUCUUACGCUCCAUCUGCACCCGAGUUACCUCCACCUUCUAACCACACCCCUCUUAACAACAACUACACCCAAACCUCACCCCCCAAUUCAAACUACAACAACUAUUAUUCUUACGCUCAUGUUUCAUCCUCUGGUUAUCCUCCACCUUCCAAUUUUCCUCAAGGGACAAACCCUGAUGUUAUUAGAAGCUUUCAGAUGGUAGAUAGAGAUCGAAGCGGUUUUAUUGAUGAUAGAGAAUUGCAACAGGCUCUUUCUUCUUCUUUUCAUAAUUUUAACCUAAGGACUAUUCGUCUUCUUAUCUUUCUCUUUAAACAUCCCCAAGAGUCACUCACAAUUGGGCCAAAGGAAUUUACAGAGCUUUGGAGUUGUCUUGGUCACUGGCGAGGCAUAUUUGAGAGAUACGACAAAGAUAGGAGUGGGAAAAUUGAUCCAUUAGAGCUAAGAGAUGCUCUGUAUGGUAUUGGCUAUGCAGUACCAGCCUCGGUUCUACAACUUUUGCUUUCAAAGUACAGUGAUGGAAGUAGUAGGAGGGUUGAACUCGGAUUCGACAGUUUUGUCGAGUGUGGGAUGAUUAUCAAGGGUCUGACUGACAAAUUCAAGGUUAAGGACAAGCGUUAUUCCGGUUCAGCAACACUGUCGUAUGAUGAAUUUAUGUCUAUGGUGCUUCCUUUCCUUGUAUCUUAUGAUUGA